UGUAACAGAGAACAGAAAGUAUAUGCAUGUACAAUUUCUACAGAAUUACGUUAAUCCUCUCUCAAUCCUCGUCCAGCUGUUUUGCUGUUUCACAACAAAAAGAGAAAAAAUGCCUCGGUCGAGAGUUUCCGAUUUACUUGGUGUACUUAAGGGGGCACAGAGUGUGACGAAUGCUCUGAUAAAACAUCAGGAGGAUGCGAUCAAGCACAAAAUCACACAUUCCAGUUUAAAGAAUUUACCUGAAAAGUACAUGCAAGCUGUAAGAAAAAGACUGAGCGACAUAGAUCCAAGUAAGCUCUCUAAACAAGGAGCAAAGGAUUUUAAAGAAAUAACUGAGCGUAUGGGUGUGGUUGAAGAAGGUGUUAGACAAUAUGUUAAGAUAAUAGCUGGUUUGAACAUGAAAAAUGAUGAUUAUACUAUCAAGGCGGCGAAAUUGCAUGUAUAUGACACUGCAAAAGAUCCAAAAGAGUUGCCCCUUGAUAAAGAUGUCGCUUUGCCAAAAUAUAACGAUAACAAAUUCACAAUUGAGAAGUCUUCGCAAGAUGUACAAAAUACAACAUGGAAAUAUAUGACGGUAAAGGAAAAGAUUGAGACCAUUGCCACUUUGGAUAAAGAGAUACCUCAAAUAGAACUCUCUGAUAAAGAUAAGGAAAUUUUAAGGAAAUUGGAAUUGGAACACGAAAAAAAUAUUAAAAAUAAAGUUGUCAGUUCCACUUCACCCUCUACAAUUAAUACAUCUGAAGAAGAAUCUGUAAACGUUCAAACGGAGCUUAAGGAAAGGCCAAAGGCUAAAUUAUCAGUUAAGCCAAAACAACUUUUAUCAUCUACUGCCAAAGAAAGAAAAGUUCCUGCUACAAGAUUACAAAGAAUGGUAAGUUUUGGUACCCUGGGCCUUGGUCUUGGUAUUGGUACUGUCGCAGAAUAUUCACGGAGAACAUUAGGUUUGAAGGAGCAAAGUGUUGGGGAUACAAUUGAUAGCAUGUUCCUCACUAAAGCUAAUGCGGAAAGAAUAGUCUCGACAUUAUGUAAAGUCAGAGGUGCAGCUUUAAAAAUUGGCCAAAUAUUGAGUAUCCAAGACAAUACUAUUAUAAGCCCCGAAUUGCAGAAAGUCUUUGAAAGAGUCAGACAAAGUGCUGAUUUUAUGCCCACGUGGCAAGUAGAGAAAGUUUUAGGUAGCGAACUUGGACACGAUUGGAGGAGUAAACUUGCAUUCUUUGAGGAGAAACCAUUUGCAGCAGCAUCCAUUGGACAAGUGCAUCAUGGUAAAUUAUUGGAUAAGCAAGAUGUAGCGAUAAAGAUUCAGUAUCCAGGUGUGGCUGUGGGUAUUCAAAGUGAUAUUGAGAAUUUAGUAGGCAUAAUGAAGGUUUGGAAUAUGUUUCCAGAAGGAAUGUUUAUAGACAAUGUAGUGGAAGUUGCGAAACGGGAACUUGCGUGGGAAGUAGAUUAUAUAAGAGAAGCAGAAUGUGCAAAAAAAUACAAGGAAUUAAUGAUGCCUUACCCAGAAUAUUAUGUGCCUAUAGUAAUAGAUGAUCUUUCUACAAAGCAAGUAUUCACGACAGAGAUGAUAGAAGGUAUACCUGUUGAUAAAUGUGUAGAUAUGAAUGUUCAGAUUAGAGAACAUAUAAGCGAGCUGAUUAUGCGUCUGACUCUAAAAGAAUUAUUCGAAUUUCGAUUUAUGCAGACUGACCCAAAUUGGUCCAAUUUCUUCUACAAUAUUAAUACAAAACAGUUAAUUUUAUUGGAUUUUGGGGCAUGUAGGGCAUACGAAAAGGCAUUUAUGGACAAAUAUAUAGAAGUUAUCAAUGCUGCAAGUGAGGGAAAUCGCAAUAAGGUCCUACAAUUGUCUCGAGAAAUGAAAUUUCUUACUGGAUACGAGUCCAAGAUUAUGGAAAAUGCUCACGUGGACGCAGUCAUGAUCCUUGGACAAAUAUUUGACAAUAAUCAUGAGUAUUAUGAUUUUGGAGGACAAGAUGUGACAAAACGGAUCCAGGUUCUAGUACCAACCAUAAUACAUCACAGACUUUGUCCGCCUCCUGAGGAGAUAUAUAGUUUGCACAGAAAAUUAUCAGGGAUAUUUUUGUUAUGCGCAAAACUUGGAGUCAGGAUCAAAUGUCGCGAUAUGUUUCGGGACAUCUAUGCUAAUUACAAGUUUGGUUGAUAUGUUAGUAUUGAUAUUAUAACAAAAUACAUAUAAAAUGCCCAGAU
Molecule: messenger RNA, 2205 nt
Organism: Camponotus floridanus (Florida carpenter ant)
Lineage: Eukaryota; Metazoa; Arthropoda; Insecta; Hymenoptera; Formicidae
Gene: Coq8
Product: atypical kinase COQ8B, mitochondrial
Exons: 13
Coding region: 23-2158 (711 amino acids)
Biological process (GO): ubiquinone biosynthetic process
Cellular component (GO): extrinsic component of mitochondrial inner membrane
Molecular function (GO): kinase activity; zinc ion binding; 5-methyltetrahydropteroyltriglutamate-homocysteine S-methyltransferase activity
Source: RefSeq, a predicted model, not a curated record